ACUGAAGACCAUGCAGAAGUGCAGGAGCAGUGAGCAUCCAGCAGCAUCUGCAAAAUUUUCCAGCAUGGGCUGCUCCACUCUUCUUCGCCAUCCCGGCCUCACAUGAUGAUAGGUGCUGAUGUCACAAUUGGCCAAUGAGGCAUGAGGGGUGACUUCAAGUGCCCAGUACCUCCAGAACAGAGGAGACAGUGGCAGUACCAUCUCCAUCGUCAUCAACUUCACUGCCAGCUUGCUCAAUCAGCAGCAAGAUGUCAGAGGUGGAAAACACCUUCCGUAAAUUUGCAGUUUACGGUGACACAUCCGCGAGUGGCAAUGAAAUGACAGGGAAAAACUUCUCCAAGUUGUGCAAAGAAUGUGGAGUGAUGGACGGGAAAGCCGUCACCAGCACUGACAUCGACAUCGUGUUCAACAAAGUCAAGACCAAGGGUGCCCGCACCAUCACCUUUGCUGAGUUCCAAGAAGCCAUGAAGGAGAUGUGCAGAAAGCGCUUCAAGGGGAAAUCACCAGAGGAAGCACUGCAGGCUGUGUAUGGCCUCAUUGAGGGGAAGGAGCCCAGCAACACGGGUGCCACGAAAGCCACCAAGGCAGGUGGUGUUGAGAGACUGACAGACACUAGCAAAUACACAGGCAGCCACAAAGAGCGCUUUGAUGAAAGUGGCAAAGGAAAGGGCCUUGCCGGUCGCCAGGAUCUGGCUGACAACAGUGGCUACGUGGCAGGCUACAAGGGAGCUGGCACCUAUGACCAGAAGCACUAGAACUGAAACUGUUUAAGGAAACAAGGACUUCCCCCUAAAACAUGUGAAAAAGGCAAAUAAAUAUGCCAUGCAACCAUA
This is a messenger RNA of Colius striatus (speckled mousebird), 833 nucleotides long. Its product is annotated as tubulin polymerization-promoting protein family member 2. The transcript is spliced from 5 exons. Gene Ontology annotation, cellular component: microtubule. Lineage: Eukaryota; Metazoa; Chordata; Aves; Coliiformes; Coliidae. Gene Ontology annotation, molecular function: tubulin binding. Bases 249 to 755 code for a protein of 168 amino acids. The record is from RefSeq and is a predicted model, not a curated record. Gene Ontology annotation, biological process: microtubule polymerization; positive regulation of protein polymerization; microtubule bundle formation.